Conger conger (European conger) is the source of this 3756-nucleotide messenger RNA. Its product is annotated as E3 ubiquitin-protein ligase RNF6-like. Gene Ontology annotation, biological process: positive regulation of DNA-templated transcription; protein ubiquitination; ubiquitin-dependent protein catabolic process. NCBI's taxonomy places the organism in Eukaryota, Metazoa, Chordata, Actinopteri, Anguilliformes, Congridae. The transcript has 4 exons. Bases 161 to 2254 code for a protein of 697 amino acids. Gene Ontology annotation, cellular component: cytoplasm; nucleoplasm. Gene Ontology annotation, molecular function: ubiquitin protein ligase activity. The record is from RefSeq and is a predicted model, not a curated record.
GUGGAACUAUGUCUCAUGUAACUCGUGGUAAGCCGGACCUUAUUGGAAGCAGCACGAAUAUUUCCAUUUUACACUGAAACCAGACAACAAGGGGAAAGAGAGCGAAACCAUCCGUACCUAUACCCCAGCUGCUCUGUCAGCAAAAACGGUUUCCGUGGUGAUGGACACUCCCGGUGGGAGAGAUGAGCAUGUGCAGCAGCAGGAGCGGCUGCAGAGGGAGGAGGCCUACUAUCACUUCAUAAAUGGGCUGAACGAGGAGGAGUACCGUCUCAUGAGGGACAGCAACCUGCUGGGAACACCUGGCGAAGUCACUGCAGAAGAGUUGCGUCAGCGUCUGGAUGGAGCGAAGGAGCGGCUGUUGGCUCAGCCCGACCUUGAGCCCCGCCCGGAGAGCAGCGAGCCACGUGAAGACAAUGGUGGCAGAGGCGGGGCGGAGACGGGCAGCGAAGCCUCUAACGGAGAUUCCCUCCUGGAGUGGCUGAACACUUUCCGGCGCACGGGCAACGCCACGCGCAGUGGCCAGAGCGGCAACCAGACCUGGCGUGCCGUCAGCCGCACCAACCCCAACAGCGGCGAGUUCCGCUUCAGCCUGGAGAUCAACAUCAACCACGAGCAGCCCGAGCCCAGCGACCCCGCCGACCCCGCCCUGCUGGACCCCCCACCGGACACCCACCCGCCGCAGGGGAGGAGGCUGCCGGUGCGGCGCACACGGAGCGGCACAGCCCCGCCCGAAACCCCCGCCGGCAGGGUGGCGGGCGUGCGGAGGAGCGCCGAUCCUGCCUCGCACCAGACGCCCACGAUGGCAGGGAGGCCGAGUCAGGCCCAGGGGGCUGAACACGAGCGGGGUCCUGUGGGAGCAGAGUGCCCUCGCACUGGGGUCGACGCCGGCCACCAGGGGGCGCCGGCCUGGGAGCAGCGGGGCAGCAGGACUCGAGCGCGCGGCCGCCGGGGCUGCAGGGGGGGGAGGGGGUCGGCGUCUCGCCGCAGUCGUUCACCACUGCAUAGGCCUCCUGAUACCCCCCAACCCGCUGAGCCCAGCUCUGCCCACCCCAACACCCUCAACACCCCCGAACCCACAGAGGUCAGCGCAGUCCAGGCCAUUGGGCUCAGUGCUGCCCUGACUCCAGCUCCCAGUGAGCCUGAGGGUCUCAUGGAUGUAGGAGAUACUUUUAGCGAGCCAGGCUCCAGUACCCCCAUGCUGCCUCCGUCUGGGGCAGCUCAUGGCAGCUCCACCCCUCCUCCUCCUCCUCCUCCUGCUCCACCACCAGGGCCCGACCCAGAGACUCCCGCCCAGCCUCCAGCGGGGCCUGCCCCGGACACAGCGCCCCCUCCUCCCCCGGGGGCCCCCGAGGCUGCCGGAGAGGAGGCGGAGACGCAGGGGGCCGGCGCGGGCGGAGGCGUGCGGCGACACCCUACCAUCAUGCUGGACCUGCAGGUGCGGCGGAUCCGGCCGGGGGAGAACCGGGACCGCGACAGCAUCGCCAGCCGCACGCGGUCCCGGGUGCGCACGGCCGAGAACACGGUCACCUUCGAGAGCGACAGCGGCGGCUUCCGCCGCACCAUCUCGCGCUCGGAGCGCGCCGGCAUCCGCACCUACGUCAGCACCAUCCGCAUCCCGCUGCGCCGCAUCUCCGAGACCGGCCUGGGCGAGCCCAGCUCCACCGCCCUGCGCUCCAUCCUGCGGCAGAUCAUGACGGGCUUCGGGGAGCUCAGCUCGCUCAUGGAGACGGAGGCGGACGCCCAGGCCACCGCUCCCGGCCCGGAGACGGGCCCCGACGCGCAGGCGCACGCCGCCCACGGCAACGAGGAGGCGCCGGCGCAGGAGCCGGCCGAACGACGGGCGGCGGGCACCGAGCAGCAGCCGGCGGGGGACGACGAGCGGGCCGGGGGGCUCCCGAACGAGGGACGGGCCGCCAGCAGGGACACCAACAACCUGGUGGAGAACGGCACCCUGCCCAUCCUCCGCCUCGCUCACUUCUUCCUCUUAAACGAUGACGAGGACGAGGAGCACCAGCGGGGCCUGACCAAAGAGCAGAUCGACAAUCUGUCCACGCGCACCUACGGCCAGGCCAGCCUGGAGGGCGAGCUGGGCCGCGCCUGCAGCGUCUGCAUCAACGAGUACGCCCAGGGCAACAAGCUGCGGCGUCUGCCCUGCACUCACGAGUUCCACAUCCACUGCAUCGACCGCUGGCUCUCCGAAAACAACACCUGCCCCAUCUGCAGGCAGCCCAUACUGUCCCCUCACCAGGAGUGACCCCCCCCAGCCUGCCCACCGAUACUGACCUUCCUCAUUCUCCACCCGGCGGGAGUCUGACUCGUCCCAUUCUCUGUCCAUUCAGACUGGCUCGUCUCAUUAGGGGGGAGUCUGCUUUUACCAUUAUGACAGACCAAGCCCUGUGGGCUGGACUAUGUAAAUGCUGUCUCUGUAUUUUAAUUGGUUAGUCAAUUCCAUUGUAUUGGGCUGUGGGUAGAACCAAAAACAAGUAACAAAAACAUAAAAAGCGCAGAGAAGUAGCAAAGCUAUAUUUUUUUAGACUUCUGUUUCUCUUUCUGCGUUCGGCUUUUUCUGUUUUGAGGCCUCCAUGUACGAAAUCUCUCCAUUUCAGUAUUGCUUCAGAGUAAUCAAUAUUCAGUCUUAUAAACACAAUUAGUCUCAUAUUAACUGAAAUUAAUUUUUCUGUAACAAAUGGAUUUUAUUUAAUGGCUCAUAGAGUCCACACUCAAAUUAUAUAUUGUUGUGAGUGAAUAGUAAAUGGAAAAAAUGAGUAAGACUUGAAAGUGCCACAUUGUAAUUUGUGUGAUUCUGAAUCCCAUUUCUAAGAAUCAGUUGUGUAUUUUCAAAAUGUGCCUUCAGUGUGUCUGAAGCUAAAAUGGUCACCUCAUCUGAUUGAUUGCUCUGUGGGUUAACAUGAACUGUGAUCAGAUGGUUUAGUCUAAUAUGCUACAAAUUGCAAGGUAUAAUAGGGGUGUACUUGUUUAUCCCACUUGCGUGUCUUGCAAUGGCAAACUAUUGGGAAUAUUCUAUGGUAAAAGUGGGAACCGUGCCCAGGAUGUUCCUGUCUGACUGGUGCUAACGAAGUGACAUGUUAAACUGUAUGAAAUUGGGUUUAACCAGUCAUGUGGCUCGAGCCGAGUUUGUCAGUUGAGCAGAACAAAGUUUUAAUCCCACAUGUAAAACAGUCAGUCAGCUUCAAAUGAACCAUCCAAAACAUCAAUGCAGCAGUUUGUUGAGAAUGGAUAAGAUUGGUUCAUGUACCUUGAAUACGUAUAGGUUGUUUGUUCUUCAUCACAUUUCCAAAAUGUCCUGGCCUUUAAAGGUAAUGUGAAUGUACAUGCAAUGUAUUUAGAUGACACGUAUAUCUAAAGUGACUUACAGUUGAUUAGACAAAGCAGAGGACAAUCGCCCUUGGAGCAAUGUGAGGUUAAGGGCCCAACAGCGUGUCUUGACUACACCGGGGCUUGAACCACCAACCUUCCAGGUCCCAGUCAUGUACCCAUCAUACCAAGGUCAUUAGAACAAACUACAGAACAGGUCAGAUUAGGUACAAUUUGCAUAGUAACAGUUGAACAGCCAUGAACAUGAAGUGUAGUACACAUGGUAAAUAGGACCAGUCCAUAAGUAAUAAGGUCAGGAACUACAGUAUCAAGAUGAGUACAAAUGCAACAGUCCUGGAGUAUAAGUCUUUCACAUUACAGUGAAGGGACUUUAACCUACUCUGCAUUAAUUAAUAAAUAAUUAAUAAAAAUUGGUGAGUA